Lithohypha guttulata is the source of this 1413-nucleotide messenger RNA. RefSeq lists its product as uncharacterized. The coding region runs from base 1 to 1413 and encodes 470 amino acids. The record is from RefSeq and is a predicted model, not a curated record. The transcript has 2 exons. Lineage: Eukaryota; Fungi; Ascomycota; Eurotiomycetes; Chaetothyriales; Trichomeriaceae.
AUGUCUGAUACACCUACACUUAUAUUUAUUCCUGGCUCCUGGCAUAAACCUAUUUGCUACGACAAGAUCAUCAGAAUUCUUCAAGAAGAGCACAACAUCAAAUGUCUCUCUGUUACCCUGAGAUCCACGACUGGGGACCCCAGCGCAACCUUCAAGGAUGACAUUGACGUUGCUCGCAAGGUGAUAACGUCCGAGCUGACUCAGGGCCGCAAUGCAGUAGUCGUUGCUCACUCCUAUGGUGGCAUGGUUGGUAACAGCGCUGUGAGAGGCUUGACACAGCCAAAGUUUCGGAGCAGCAAUUCGAAAAGCCAGACACGUUCUGAACCUGAAUCGCUGAGCUCGAAACCCGGCUACGUGGUCGCGCUGAUCUUGAUUGCUUCUGGCUUCACGAUAACAGGCCUCGCCUUCAUGGACCCUCUCUUCGGCACGCCACCACCCUCCUGGCGUGUAGACAAAGAGACUGGCUUUGCCGAAAUAGUUGAUGAUCCUCGUGAGCUCUUCUACCACGACGUGCCGGACGAAGAAGCAGAGUACUGGGUCAGCCAAUUAACAACACAGAGCCUCAAAGCUCUCUUCGAAGGUGGCGAGCACGCAUACGCGGGAUGGCAAGACGUGCCAACGUGGUAUGUUGGAACAAUCGAGGAUAAAGGACUGCCAGUGGUAUUGCAGCGGGUGCAGGUAGGGAUGGCGCGAGGACAAGGUGGCCGCGUCUACCAUAGAGAGCUGAGAACUAGUCACUCGCCAUUUCUGAGCAAGCCGAAAGAAGUUGUGGAGAUCGUGCUAGACGCUGUUAAUACGAAGUCAGAGACAAAGGUUCUUCCGGAACAAUAUUCCAACGAUACUGCUGACUCAAUAGCCAACAUUAAAUCACUACUUCAAAUUUCCCUCAUUCCUUACAACUACACUAUCGAAACGAAUGAAACGAUGCCAGCCGACGAGUACUCCUCCACUCCUAGCACAGGCAAACUCAAGCUCAAAGGCAUCUCGGACGGCCGCAUAGACAAGAAGAAAAAGAAGAAAUUAAAACCGAAAGCUGACACAGACACCACAACCAUUACCACCACCAUAGCCGACUCAGCCAAAGCUGCCUAUGAAGAACCCUUCGUUGACCGCUCUAUCGUCCUCAAACAUCUCGCAGACGAAGACACCUCAAUAACCAAAGACUCCCAUCCCGAGACUAGCCUUAACGAUGGCCAGAAACUCGAAACCGGCGCAGGCGAGAAGGACGAAGACGUAAAAAGACAUUUACAAACCGAGGCAGAGCGACGAUUCGAGGAGCAGAGGAGGAAGAGGUUGGAAGAGAGAUUAAAGAGGGAAGGGGUAAAGACGCAUAAGCAGAGGGUGGAGGAGUUGAAUCGGUAUUUGAGUUCGUUGAGUGAGCAUCAUGAUAUGCCGAAAAUUGGGCCUGGAUAA